UCAGGAAAUAAACAGCGAAACCCAACUGGGAGAAGAAGCAAAAAGCAGAAGGAACUGAGACCUGGGCAAGCUUGUUGUCCCCCAUCAGAGCUUUGUCUCGUUUGGAUUGUCUUUUUUUUGGAUUUGUGGAUUGUGUUGCUGACUUGCAAGCUCUUUUUCUAGAAAGCAUCAUUAUUCUCCCAAUGGGGAACUAGAAGACUGUUUGGUUACCAUCUGUCUUUUUGCCACUUCCUUGUACAUCAUAGAAACCAAUGUCCUGGGUUCGAAUUUAGCCACCCUGGCUUCCCAAUUUGGCCCAGUUUGGUCUGCUGGCUUCCUGCCCUUGGAAAUCUAUGACAACAAGUGCAGCGUCUUCUAUGUAUCCCGAGGAGGAGGCCCUUCGUACCCCGUUCACCCCUCCGCCGGCUUUGGGGGAUGAGUUUUACCCCUUUGGGGGUGAACCCCAGCAGUCUUUCAUGGGGGAUAUGGCUUCUGUUGACGAGGACCCCGAAGCAGGGGAUUUGGGGUUGAUGCUGCAGAGGAAAGAGCAAGAUUUGCUCCUGGCGGCGGAGCUGGGAAAGAUGCUCCUAGAACGCAAUGAGGAGCUGGAGCGGCGCAAUGAGGAGCUGUCCAAGGAAUAUAUGGAGGCCAAAGAGCGUCUAGAACAAGAGAAGCAUGAACUCCGUCGGCACCUCGAGUCGGGUCGGGCCGAAUUUGAGACUCGCGUUGCAGAGCUGGAGGCAGACUUGGUGGCCGCCCGAGACCGAUUGGGUCAGCAGCGUUUGGAACAGCAGGACACCAGCCGGGAAAGCUCUCAGGCUGUCCUGGACCUUUCGGAGCAGAACCAGCGCCUGGUGGAGCAACUCAGUCAGCUUGCUCAUCACGAACAGCGGAUACAGGAAGAACUGACGCUAUUGCGUGGGGAGCAUCGGACUUUGGCACUUAGCAGCACCGAACACACUGCCCGGACGCAAAGCCUGCAUGCAGAGAAUCUUAUGUUACAAGAGCGGAAGCAAGAUCUGGAGAAACAGACCCAGCAUCUCCGGGAAGAGAACGAUUCGAUCCAGGCUUUGGUGGACACGCUCCAUGACAACCUCCUCCUUCUCCGCAAAGAGAGCCACGAGAAGGAACUAAGGCUACAGCAGGUAGAAGUGGAGGCGGAGGAGCUUCGGGUCUCCAAUCGUCGAUUGCAGCAUCAAGUCAAGGAGAUGAAAGAAGAGAUCCACCUCCACGAUUUGGACACUUCAGUCACUUCCAUCCAGUCCGAGAUUAAUAAUAGCUUGGAGGAUGCCCCCGGAGCACCUGGGCAAGCUUUUAAGCUGCUGACCAAUGGCACCGGGAAGCCUGGUCCUCCUUCCACGGCUCCUGCGUCACAUCGGAGAUCAGAGGAAGAAGAAGCUGAAUACAUGAAAAGGGUCUCAGCCUUGACUCAACAGGAACAAGAUAUAUUGAGGCAGAAAGAAACAGAGAUAAUGAAACUCCAGGAUCAGAUUACGUUGCAGUACGUGGAACUCUUCAAUUUAAAGUCUGAAAUAGAGAACCAGAGGCGUCUGUACCAAGAGAGCAACCGGGAUGAGGCUUUGAAAUUAGCCAUAGCAGAACGGGAUGAGGCUAUCAUAAAGAAAGGCGAGAUGGAGCUGGAAAUGGCCAAAGUCUCUCUGGAACGGGAUUCCUUGAGCCAGCAGUUGCUGCGGGUCAUACGGCAGAAGAUGGCACUUUCCCAGGAGCUGGAAGCUUGGCAAGAUGAUAUUCAGUACAUCAUUCACCAGCAGUUGCUCCAGAAGCAUCAGGAAGAGAAGGCUCACCCUGUCUCCAAUCCGCCAAAGACUCCUUCCAAAGAACAAGGCAAGAACCCUCCUUUAUUUCGCCGUGGCACCAGCACUUCCAGUGGCAACAGCUUCUUCUCCCUUUUCCGGAAAAGUUGAAGGUCCCAGGGGUGUGGGCAGGUUUCCACGAAAACAGGAAAGGUGGUGGAGGGAACAUAUGAAAUGCCAGUGCGUGUACAAAGCCAGAGUAAGGGCAACUGAAUGGUGAGGGAUGUAGUUGCUCAAGGUGAAGCUUUAUGGGGCUGAAACAUGUCAAAUGUAUGUGGCGCAACAAUGUGUUAGAGUGGGAAGAAGAACCAUUUUGUAGAUCCAGCUCAAUAUCAUAUAUCAAGCUUAGGCCAAUGUUACAGGUCAUUAAAUCUGAUCAGGGCUUCAACCCAGGCUGUUAGUGAACUAUCCAGAGUGCUGAACCCGGUUCUCUUUAGACUUCGGACUAAAAUCCAAAGCAGUGUCCACAUUCCUUGUAAUGUGGAAGCCACCACAGCAGAUAACCACUCACUGGAUAGGUUUGGUUGGAAAUCUACAAUUAAUGCAUGACUUCGGGUUGCUGUGAAUUUUCCGGGCUGGAUGACUAUGUUCCAGAAGCAUUCUCUCCUGAUAUUUUGCCCACAUCUAUGGCAGGCAUCCUCAGAGGUUGUGAAGUCUGUUGGAAACAAGGGUUUAUUUAUCUAUGGAAUAUCCUGGGUGGGAUUCCCCCAGGCAGGAAGCAGCCAGGCUUUGAAGCUGCAAGGUCAUUCAAUGCUAAUCAAGUUGGCCAAUGGUGACAUUCACACUUGCCUCAAACAGACAAGAUUUUUUUUCUCCCACCCUGGA
Messenger RNA from Anolis sagrei ordinatus, 2618 nucleotides. RefSeq names its product BICD family like cargo adaptor 2 (gene BICDL2). Lineage: Eukaryota; Metazoa; Chordata; Lepidosauria; Squamata; Anolidae. The record is from RefSeq and is a predicted model, not a curated record. Gene Ontology annotation, biological process: Golgi to secretory granule transport; vesicle transport along microtubule.